Molecule: messenger RNA, 2954 nt
Organism: Nanorana parkeri
Lineage: Eukaryota; Metazoa; Chordata; Amphibia; Anura; Dicroglossidae
Gene: MERTK
Product: MER proto-oncogene, tyrosine kinase
Exons: 19
Coding region: 99-2954 (951 amino acids)
Biological process (GO): cell migration; multicellular organism development; protein phosphorylation
Cellular component (GO): signaling receptor complex
Molecular function (GO): protein binding; ATP binding; transmembrane receptor protein tyrosine kinase activity
Source: RefSeq, a predicted model, not a curated record
UUAUGUGAUAGGGGGAUUUCGGACUGUGUGACCACUUUCUUUAAGAGACUGUUGCACCUCUGGAUUGUGUGCACUUUUCCUCUGGCAUCCCUGGAUCUAUGGAAGAGAUGCAAGCCGAUCUGUGGAGGCAUCUUCUCAUUCUGCUGGUUCAUCCCCUGUUAUUUGGAAGAGACACUCAAGUUCUGGGAGAAGGUCAGGGACUGCAAACCCCAACCCCAGAAUUUAAAGAAACGGUAGUGACCCGUCAAGCUCCAAGGAUUAGAUUUAACCCUACAGUGCCGAAUAUUGUUCUCUCAGAACACAAAGAUGUUAAGAUCAAUUGUACCAUUGUCGUUCCUAAUCUGGACAAUGGGGAGCAAAUAACGUGGUGGAAAGAUGGGAAUUCAAUUCACCAAUCUGAUCGAAUCUCUGUGCAGUCUUUUGAAAUCCAAGACACAGCGGUGACCUCUAUGGUAUCUUCAUACAGCAUUACAGGUGUGCUGCGGUCUGAUAACGGCACAUACAACUGCAAAUUAAGAAUUGAGGAUGAAGAAAUAAUAUCAGAUCCUAUCUACAUUCAAGUGGAAGGACUUCCGCAUUUCCUUCGACAGCCAGAGAAGUUAAAUGUCUCUAGGAACACUCCGUUCAAUCUGACCUGUGAGGCUGUUGGGCCCCCUGAACCUGUGGAGAUUUAUUGGUUCCAUAACAGCAGAAAAAUCAAUGACAUUCCUGAAGUGUCACCAGCAGUCCUCAAUGUGUUGGGUUUGAGUGAGCCAGCAACAUACAGUUGUGAAGCACAUAAUAAGAAAGGGCUGACUGCUUCCAAUAAUGUGAAUAUCAACAUCAAAGAUAUUCCGUCUCCUCUGUCUGAAGUCAAGGCUUUGAAACAAUUAGCAAAUGGCAUCUCUCUUUCCUGGGUCCCUGGUUUCGAUGGGUAUUCUCCCCUCAGUUUCUGCAACAUACAGGUGACUGAACUCAUACAAGGGAACGAUACACCCACUCUGCUAUACAACACGUCUGUACCACCGUAUACACAUCUGAUCAACCAGCUAAAGUCAUUUACAGAAUACAAUAUUAGUGUUUCCUGCAGGAAUGAAGUAGGCUGGUCAUUAUCGAGCCCAUGGAUUGUGGCCAAAACUGCUGAAGGAGCGCCAUCUGUUGCUCCCGAGAACAUCACCGUGGUACUAAAUGGAUCACAUUCAUUACAAGUCAACUGGAGUCAGCCUUCACUCAGUGCUAUGAAUGGAGUUCUUCUGGGUUAUGUGAUAAAGCAUGCAUGGAAAGUCUAUGGAAGUCCAAAUAAAACAUAUCAUGAGACCUCCAAUUCAACUGCAGCCAUUAUUUCCAUUAAAGCUACAAAUGCCACUUGUACCGUGCAUGUAGCUUGCUACACAGCAGGAGGCGUUGGGCCAUACAGUGAAACGGUGCAGCUUGUUAUUCCAGGUGAUGGUACACUAGCAUCUGCAACGUCUUCAACUCCGGCAACAGGAACUGUCAGUUCCUUUAUGAUAUUUUUGGGCUCUGUCUCUAGCUUCAUGAUACUUCUACUAAUUAUUUAUGGUGCAGUAGUGCUUAUUAGGAGGAAAAAGGAAACAGAAUUUGGACAUGCUUUUGUCAGCUCGGAUGAUUCAGACUUUGUAGUGAAUUACACAGCAAAGAGGUCCUACAACAGGAAAGCCAUUGAAGUCACACUAAGUACAUUAGGGAUCAGUCAAGAUCUGCAGCAGAAACUGGAAGAUGUGAUGGUCGAGAGAAGCUUAUUGACUCUAGGAAAGGUGUUGGGUGAGGGUGAGUUUGGAUCAGUGAUGGAGGGUGAGCUGCACUAUCCUGAUGAUACAACUCAAAAAGUAGCUGUCAAAACCAUGAAAUUGGACAACUUUUCACAUAGAGAAAUAGAAGAAUUCCUCAGUGAGGCUGCAUGUAUGAAGGACUUCAAUCACCUUAAUGUUAUUAAUCUGCUGGGAGUUUGCCUAGAAGUGGGUCCUAGAAGAAUUCCCAAACCCAUGGUUAUUCUACCCUUCAUGAAAUAUGGAGACUUGCACAGUUUUCUUCUCUCCUCCAGAAUCGGAUCUGGUCCUCAGCAUGUGGCAUUACAGACUCUGGUGAAGUUUAUGAUUGACAUUGCUACUGGAAUGGAGUACCUCAGCAACAAAAACUUCCUUCAUAGAGACCUGGCAGCCCGCAACUGCAUGUUGAGAGACGAUAUGACUGUUUGUGUCGCUGACUUUGGGCUGUCUAAAAAAAUAUACAGCGGUGAUUAUUAUCGCCAGGGACGUAUUGCUAAGAUGCCAGUGAAGUGGAUUGCUGUGGAAAGUCUUGCUGAUCGCAUCUACACUGUCAAAAGUGAUGUGUGGGCGUUCGGAAUCACAAUGUGGGAAAUAUCAACCAGAGGCAUGACUCCAUACCCCGGGGUCCAGAACCAUGAAAUCUAUGAUUAUUUACUCCAGGGUCAUAGGUUAAAGCAGCCAGCAGACUGCCUAGAUGAGCUGUAUGAACUGAUGUACAUUUGCUGGAGACCAGAACCAGCUAAUAGACCUUCAUUCACAGAAGUGAAGGAAUAUUUACAGAAAUUUAUUCAGGGAUUACCCCCUGCAGUGGACAAAGAAGACGUUAUUUACAUUAACACCAGCUUACCCGAAGACAGCGAAUUCUUUACCCAAGACCCAGAAAUCAGUGAUAUGCAAAUAGAUGUGGAUUCCCAGUAUGUGCAUAUUACUCCUGCAAGACCCGACACCACCACUGUGAUUGUGGAGGUCCAUGGAAGCAAUAUAGAUGAACAGAGAUAUAUCUUGGAAGGGGUGUCUGACGAGCAGGGUCGGGAGCCAGAGCAAGCCAGCGCUCCACUAUUACAUGACAGUUUGUCGCGUUGUAGAGCUCCAUGGUGUGAGAGCGAUACUCUUCUGGAUGGUAACUCACUGACCGAGGAACUUCUCUAUGCAGAUGAUUCUGCAGAAGACUCUGAAAUUGCAGUAUAG